Chelonia mydas (Green sea turtle) is the source of this 1102-nucleotide messenger RNA. Its product is annotated as trihelix transcription factor GT-3a-like. The record is from RefSeq and is a predicted model, not a curated record. The transcript has 2 exons. The coding region runs from base 1 to 999 and encodes 332 amino acids. Lineage: Eukaryota; Metazoa; Chordata; Testudines; Cheloniidae.
AUGCAGUCCCAGAAUCGAAAAAGAGCUCCAGCAUGGACCGAAUGGGAGGUACUGGAUCUGAUCACUGUAUGGGGAGAGGAAUCUGUACUAUCAGAACUACGUUCCAAAACACGAAAUGCCAAAACAUUUCAAAAAAUCUCCAAGGCCAUGAGGGACAGAAGCUAUAGCAGGGAGGCAACACAGUGCUGUGUGAAAUUUAAGGAGCUCAGAAAAGAGUACCAGAAAACCAAAGAAUCAAAUGGACGCUCCGGGACAGAGCCCCAGACAUGCUGCUUCUACGCUGAGCUGCAAGCAAUUCUAGGGGGGGGGCCCGCCACCACUACCCCACUCCUGUCCAUGGACUCCGAGGAUGGGAUACUCUCUGCCAUGCCUGAGGAUUUUGCGGAUGGGGAAGAUGAGGAGGAGGAGGACGAUGAGCUUGAGGAGACCACACAGCACACCACUCUCCCCGACAGCCAGGAUCUUUUUAUCACCCUGACUGAAAUACCCUCCCAACCCAACGAAGUUGGAGAAGGGCCCUCUGCAGCUGCAAAUGUUUCAAGCCUCCCUCCUCUGUCCCAAAAGCUAUCUCAGAUAAGGCGGCGAAAAAAACACACGUGUGAUGAAAUGUUCUCUGAGCUCAUGCAGUCGUCCGGCACUGAUAGAGCUCAGCAGAAUGUGUGGAGGGACGCAAUAGCAGAGUACAGGAUGGUGACUGAUGAACGUGAGGAGAGGUGGCAGCAGGAAGAUCAGAGGAGGCAUGAGGCAAUGCUGGGGCUAUUGCGGGAUCAAACAGACGUGCUCCAGCGUUUGGUGGAGGUUCAUGAACGGCAGCAGGAUCACAGACUGCUGCUGCAGCCCCUGUUUAACCGCCCUCCUUCCUCCCCAAGUUCCAUAGCCUCCUCACCCAGAUGCCCAAGAACGUGGGGGGUGGGGGGGGGAGAAAGGAUCCGGGCACCCAACCACUCCGCCCCAGUAGACAGCCCAAGCAACAGAAGGCUGUCAUUCAAGAAGUUUUAAAGUGGUCUUUUCCUUCCCUCCUCCCACACCCCACGCGGGCUACCUUGUGAGUUAUCUCCCUAUUUUUAUAAUCAAUUAAUAAAGAAUACAUGUUUUUUAAAUG